This is a messenger RNA of Rhagoletis zephyria (snowberry fruit fly), 777 nucleotides long. The record is from RefSeq and is a predicted model, not a curated record. Lineage: Eukaryota; Metazoa; Arthropoda; Insecta; Diptera; Tephritidae.
AUGUCUGCGGCUGAGGCCCGUGCCGCCCUGGAGCGCGACAUCUACCUGGAGGAGGCGGCCGACGAGGCGGAGAUGCUCUUCGGGGAGAACAGUCUCUACCAGAGCGGCGGUGGUGGGGGUGGUGGUAAUGGUGGCAUUGGCCUCUACGGACUGCAACCGCCCCAAGUGGACGGCGUCCACGGCGACGACCUGGGCCAACUCAGGCAAAUUCUAGCCAUCGGUCCCUCCUCCUCCUCUGGCGUGCACACCCAGAUCGACUACAUCAACUGCCUGGUGCCCGACCUGAAGGCCAUCUCCGCGUGCAGCUUCUACUGGGGCAAGAUGGACCGGUACGAGGCGGAGCGCCUGCUGGAGGGCAAGCCCGAGGGCACCUUCCUCCUGCGCGACUCCGCCCAGGAGGACCACCUCUUCAGCGUCAGCUUCCGCCGCUUCGACCGGUCGCUGCACGCCCGCAUCGAGCAGUGCAAGCACCGCUUCAGCUUUGACUCGCACGACCCGGGCGUCUACUCCUCUGCCACCGUCACCGGGCUGAUUGAGCACUACAAGGACCCCUCGCACUGCAUGUUCUUCGAGCCGAUGCUCACCAGGCCCCUCCACCGCCACUUUGUCUUCAGUCUGCAGCACCUGGCGAGGGCGUCCAUCUGCGACCGCCUCACCUCCUACCAGGCCGUCGCCGACCUGCCGCUGCCCGCCCUCCUCAAGGCCCACCUCCGCCAGUACCACUUUAGCAUCAAGGUGCGCACCAAGCACUUUGACGAGUUUACCAACUACCAGUAG